Molecule: messenger RNA, 7247 nt
Organism: Canis lupus familiaris (dog)
Lineage: Eukaryota; Metazoa; Chordata; Mammalia; Carnivora; Canidae
Gene: MGAT4A
Product: alpha-1,3-mannosyl-glycoprotein 4-beta-N-acetylglucosaminyltransferase A
Exons: 16
Coding region: 393-2000 (535 amino acids)
Biological process (GO): protein N-linked glycosylation
Cellular component (GO): endoplasmic reticulum-Golgi intermediate compartment; Golgi stack; endoplasmic reticulum
Molecular function (GO): acetylglucosaminyltransferase activity
Source: RefSeq, a predicted model, not a curated record
ACAUUUACAAUCCCAUAAUCAUGCGAAUUGUGGCUUCUCUUUCUUUUUCUGAAUGUUAAAAAAAACAACAACACAGUUUUAUUAACAGGUUAUCGUGGCAUGGGGAUCUUUAGCCCACAUUUGUAAAUCGGAAAACGUACAGGACGAUGAAAUUAUGAAGAAAGAAGCCUGAGACAUCAGCCUAUGAAGACUGUGAAGACAAUCCUGAAUAGCAAUUAUGAAUGGUGUUGCUGCUAGGCUUGUUCUGCCGAGCAUCUGAAAUGAACCUCUCUUAUUGAUUGUUUUUAUUGGCCCAGAACCAGAAGUAGUGGAUUCAGUUGACUUCAGGAUUAAAAAGAGAACAGUCUUGGUUAUCAUCAUAAACAUAUGAACCAGUGUGAUGGUGAAAUGAGAUGAGGCUCCGAAAUGGAACUGUAGCUACUGUUUUAGCAUUUAUCACUUCGUUCCUGACUUUAUCUUGGUAUACUACGUGGCAAAAUGGGAAAGAAAAACUGAUUGCUUAUCAACGAGAGUUUCUUGCCUUGAAAGAACGUCUUCGAAUAGCUGAACAUAGAAUCUCGCAGCGCUCUUCUGAAUUAAAUGCCAUUGUACAGCAGUUCAAGCGUGUAGGAGCAGAAACAAAUGGAAGUAAGGAUUCAUUAAAUAAAUUUUCAGAUAAUACCCUAAAGCUAUUAAAGGAGUUAACAAGCAAAAAAUCUCUUCAAGUGCCAAGUAUUUAUUAUCAUUUGCCUCAUUUAUUGCAAAACGAAAGAAGCCUUCAGCCUGCUCUCCAAAUUGGUAAUGGAAGAACGGGAGUGUCAAUAGUAAUGGGAAUUCCCACAGUGAAGAGAGAAGUUAAAUCUUACCUCAUAGAAACUCUUCAUUCCCUUAUUGAUAAUCUGUAUCCUGAAGAGAAGUUGGACUGUGUUAUAGUAGUCUUCAUAGGAGAGACAGAUAGUGAUUAUGUACACAGUGUUGUAGCCAACCUGGAGAAAGAAUUUUCUAAAGAAAUCACUUCUGGCUUGGUGGAAAUAAUAUCACCUCCUGAAAGCUAUUAUCCUGACCUGACAAACUUAAAGGAGACAUUUGGAGACUCCAAAGAAAGAGUAAGAUGGAGAACAAAGCAAAACCUAGAUUAUUGUUUUCUAAUGAUGUAUGCUCAGGAAAAGGGAAUAUAUUAUAUUCAGCUUGAAGAUGAUAUUAUUGUCAAACAGAAUUACUUCAACACUAUAAAAAAUUUUGCACUUCAACUUUCUUCUGAGGAAUGGAUGAUACUAGAGUUCUCCCAGCUGGGCUUCAUCGGUAAAAUGUUUCAAGCACCAGACCUGACUCUGAUUGUGGAAUUCAUAUUUAUGUUCUAUAAGGAGAAACCCAUUGACUGGCUCUUGGACCAUAUACUCUGGGUAAAAGUCUGCAAUCCUGAAAAAGAUGCAAAACAUUGUGAUAGACAAAAAGCAAAUCUGCGAAUUCGCUUCAGACCUUCCCUUUUCCAACAUGUGGGUCUGCAUUCUUCUCUAUCAGGAAAAAUUCAGAAACUCACGGAUAAAGAUUACAUGAAACCAUUACUUCUUAAAAUCCAUGUAAACCCACCUGCAGAGAUAUCUACUUCUUUGAAGGUCUACCAAGGACAUACACUGGAGAAAACUUACAUGGGGGAGGAUUUCUUCUGGGCUAUAACCCCAAUAGCUGGAGACUACAUCUUGUUCAAGUUUGAUAAGCCAGUUAAUGUAGAAAGUUAUUUGUUCCACAGUGGUAACCAAGAACAUCCAGGAGAUAUUCUGCUGAACACAACUGUGGAAGUUUUGCCUUUUAAGAGUGAAGGUUUGGAAAUAAGCAAAGAAACCAAAGACAAACGAUUAGAAGAUGGUUAUUUCAGAAUAGGGAAAUUUGAGAAUGGUGUUGCCGAAGGAAUGGUGGAUCCCAGGCUAAACCCCAUUUCAGCGUUUCGACUUUCCGUUAUUCAGAAUUCUGCUGUUUGGGCCAUUCUUAAUGAGAUUCAUAUUAAAAAAGUCACCAACUGACCAUCUGCUAAGAAACCAGUACAUAUUUUUUCCUGUGAAAUUGUUAAUUAAAGAUAGUUAAGCAUGUACCUUUUUUUUUUUUUUUUUUACUUGAACACUACCUCUUGUGAAAUCUACUGUAGAUAAGAUGAUUGUCAUUUCCGCUUGGAAAGUGAACGUCCCAUGGAUAAUUGCAUUCAUUCAAACCUAAGCUGUCCUCCAAUUUUAACUUGACUCAAACAUUUUACAAUUAUGACAGCCUGUUAAUAUGACUUGUACUAUUUUGGUAUUAUACUAAUACAUAAGAGUUGUACAUAUUGUUACAUUCCUUAAAUUUGAGAAAAAUUAAUGUUAAAUACAUUUUAUGAAGGGGGUACUUUUGAAGUUCAUUUAUUUUACUAUUAUAGACCCUCUUUUAUAGAUUAUCAGGGAUUAUAUAUAUAUAAAUAUAUAAAUAUACAUAAAAAUGUUAUGGAGUUAAUUUAUUAGAAACAUUUAAGAAGUACAUAUUUUUGUGCAGUAAAUUUUUGAAUCAAUACUUUUUUUGAAAAGUUACCUUGCUUUUUUAAGUUCUUUCUAUAUUUUUCUUUGGAAAUGCAAACAUUACAAAUUAAUGCCAUUUUUCAAAUGCACUGCCAUUUAAGAAUGAUUCUAGAUUGAUUUCCUAACCGAAGUACUUUUAUAAUUGCAGUGAUUCAGAACAAACUAUUUUCAAAGGCAUUUGUCAUUCCGUAAAGCCAAGAUUUUAAAGACCAAUGUCCUUCUUGAGGGUUAUUUUACUAUAUACUGUUUAUGGUGUAAAAAAUCAGUCUGAUAAAUUUUAAUGUGUGGGGGUCAUGCAUUCAACCCAAAUUACCAUGGACUCAACUCAUUACAUUCCCUCUGAUAUGCUCUGAUAUGUAAGAUGACAAACUCUAUUUUCUUUUUAAAUCUUUGUCUUGAAUCCAUGAGUUAGAUGCAUUAUCUCUCGUUGAUCCUUUUAUAUCUGCACCCAUUUUAUGAGUUGACAAAAUGUUUUCUAGGCAAUAUUAUUGUAUGAGUCAAAAUCACUUAAUUUUCAAGAAAAAUAAAAUUGUAAUAUUGGUUUUUAGGGAGAGGUAUUGUAACAGUUGUAUGUUUUUCCAAAACGAUUUGUUCUGUUGCAUUAUGAACUUACAAGUAAAUUCCUAUCUGAAGAGUACUUAAAAGCUCUUAGGCAAUUCCAAAUGUUAUUACUACUGUAAACAAAAAUACUAUCAGCCUUAGCAAUCAGUGAUCUUUACAAAAGUAUUUUACUUUUAGGAAGUUCCGAAUUAUCAGCAUCGGUUCCCAGCCAGCCUGGUAUGCCUGGGGUGGGGGUGGGGGUGGGGGUUGCAGGUGGGUUACAGGUAGACGUGCAGAGAUUGAUCCCCUGAGCUCUCCACUAGCCAGUGGCUGAGGCUGGAAGUGCCAGCUGUUGCCUCUUGCCUGGAGUUGUUUCCGUGGUUUCACAGGAUGCUGAACAAAGAGCUUUCAGACAGCCUUGCUCUGUACAGUGUGAUGGAGUGAGAAGUGUGGGAGACACAUAGGGUACAGGUCUUUCCAUUACUUGUGUUGGAAUCGUUAGUUACUUUCCUGGAUUAGAAAGUUACCCGUUGCCACUAAUAAUUUUUAUGUCCAAGUCUAGUUAAAAUUUUUUUACUGGGUUUCUUAAAUUUACUUUUCGCUUUCUUUGAGUUUUGUCCUCAAGCUUUCCUGGCCUGAUGCCUGUAGGCCAGUUUCGUGUGAAAAGAACCUUUUGUUAUAAAAUUUGGGCAGCUGCUUCACACACUGACCCGCUGCUAGAAGGGCCAAGCGUCAGGAGGGAAGCCCUGGGGGUGGGCUGCGAAGUCCCCUGGCCUCCCUGCUUGCACGGUAGCCUGCCCUGGCUUUGGGGAGAAGGACUGUGCUCUGGAAACCCGGGGUGGGGAGGUGGAGGCGGGGCUGGGGGUGGAUGGUGGCUGCAGCUCCUCACCCUGCUUCCCGGCUCUGCCUUUGGACUGGGGAGCCUCACUAGCCAGCUCCUCCCUGGGUUCACGCUCAGCCUCCACUCCCGGCCUCAGCUCCCCUCCCAUUCCCCAAGGCUCCUUUGAGCCACAUCCCCCCAGCUUUCAGUCUCUGUGCCCCCCCCCCCCCCAUGAAUUUUUGGCCAGGAGUGCCGGGCACGAGUGCGGGGCGAGGGUCUGCAGGCCCCUGGGGACCAGCUGCUCCAGCCCACACACCUUUCUUUUUAACUCUCUUUACCUAGGGUCCUUGCCCCCUUCUCCCCCUCCCCCCCAGCCGUCCCGUUUUGGGUUGUUCAUGAGGAGUGUGUGUGUGUGUGUGUGCGCGCGCGCACGUACACGUGUGCACAUGCACAUUCUUCCACGUGCCAGGCUUCAAGCUGGGCGGGGGCAAGCCUGCAACUCGCCCUUCAUCUCUGGUGCAGAGGUGCUCCGAUCCUCUCAUUGUCGGUCUCUCCCUUCCCCCACUUCCUCCGGAGACCCUUAGAAAUGGAAACAGUCCUGUCUUCCUCAAGCAGGCGGCAGCCCUCAGGAGUAGCUGGGGAGUGAAGUCUGGGGAUAGAACCUGGAACUGAGGGGAGCAUACAGUUGGCCUCGAAAGGACACUGAACCACUUUUUUUUAAAUCAGAAUCGUGAGUGGGGAAAAUGUCCAAUGGUGUCCAGUAUAUAAUAACAUAUAGAGAGAAAUAAAUCAUGGUUUGCAUCUAGUGUUUAUUUCCCAUAAGCUGUUCUGGCCCCAGAGCUGCCCUGUCCCAUAUGGCAGCAAGGAGACGGAGGGUGACCAGGUAAAUUUAAACUAAGAAAACCUUCAGCUCUUCAGUCACAGCAGCUGCAGUUCAGGUGCUUGUUAGCCUGGACAGGACAGCACAGAUACAGAACCUGCAGUCACUACAGAAAGUUCUGGAGGGACAGCACUGUGUCAAGAGCACUGGUGUGAACACUUUAGAAACCAGAGUAAUGACUUCUGAUGAGGAGGGCAGGAGCAGGCAUGCAGAAUGUAUCACAGUGCAUUGAGGAGUAUUGUCACUGAGAAGCUUGAGGAUUAUUUCUGGGAUUCUAAGACCCCAGAUUUCUGAGGUCUCUGGGUCUCACAUGCUGUAUAUAUUUUUUAAGAUUUUAUUUAUUAAAGAGAGACACAGAGAGAGGCAGAGACACAGGCAGAGGGAGAAGCAGGCUCCAUGCAGGGAGCCUGACAGGGGAUUUGAUCCCAGGACUCCAGGAUCAGGCCCUGGGCCGAAGGCAGUACUAAACCGCUGGGCCCCCCGUGCUGCCCCUCUUGUGUUAUUUCAGCAUGCUCGGUGCUGUACUGUGUAGUCAAGAACAAUGGUUUCAGGCAGUGAGAUCGAAAAGCUUUGGAAAAAAUGAAUGCACAUGGAUUAUUUUGCAGGCAGGCUGUAGACACAUACAACCACGGAGAGGUCUUUGAGAAGGGUGCAGCUUUUCAGAUCAGUGGUUGCACCAUGAGUGAUCAGAAGGGGUCUUCAUUUCAAGAACCUUCUGCAGUGUUCUGAGGGGCUUUUUGAUUUGUCAUCACGAAAUGUUGUCUCCCAACCGUGCUAUCCUCAAAGGCAAGUUUGCUUACCAUGGAAACAGCAUAUUUGGAGAGACUGCUCUACUUGACAGCAGGGUGGGUUUGUAGUAGCCAGAAUUCUACAGAUGACCCUCAGGUACUGUGGAUGAUCGCCUGGCCCUUUGCAUGUGGGCGGAAGCAGUCUUACCUAUACAAUAUCACCCAUAAUUAUGUUAUAUAGUGAAAGGGACAUUAUCUGGGGGCAGCUAAUCUAACUGUGUGAGCCCUUUAAAAGCCAUUCUCAGGCUGGUAGCAUAAGUUAGAGAUGCAAAGCAGACGGACUCAAGGCACCACUGCUGAUUUGAGAUGGGAGGCACCACAGGAGAAGGAACACAGUUGCCUGGAAGGAGCCGAGAGGCCUCAGCCGACAGCCAAGGGAAUGGGAAGUACAGUCCUACAGCCACCGAAACUUGAUUAGUCAACAACUUGAGCGAGCUUGCAAAUAGUCUUCUCCAGCAGAGGAGAGCCCAGCCCUGCCAACACCGUGAUUCCAGCCUUGUGAGACCCUACACUGAGAGAACUCGAAUCAAGCCUGCCCUGACUUCUGGCCUGUAGAACUGAGAUAAUAAAUAGGUAUUGUGUUAAGCCUCUGAAUUUGUGGUGAUUUCUUAUGCAGCAAUAGAAAAAAAUUGUAUUUAAAAGAGGGGAGUUGGAAAAGUCUUCACCCUUGAUUGCCUAUAGUUAACUUAGAGAUCUCUCUAUAAUCACAUGAAUCAAGUCUUACACUAGCAAACUUAUACCGGUGGGCCUCCUCUGGGGUUUCUCUGCCAGAGAAUCUCAAGUAGUAUUGAUUGGAAGUUUGUUGCCAAAAACUUGAGUAUCUUAGCAAUGUUCUGUAAAGAAACUGCUAGAAUGGGAUUGUUCUCAUUCCAGAAUGAGGACCCAGUGUAUAUGGAAUCUUUUUCCUGGGAAAGGUAAUACUUUGUGUACUGAUUUAGUCUGCUCUGAGCCUGUUCAGUAUAUUAUUAAAAGUUGAUGAACAGUGGCAUUUUUAAAGAAGGAUUAGGAGAGGAAAAAAAAUCUGCCUUUAGAGAUCGGAUAAUCUACUCUGCAUCGAAGAACAUACUUUUUCUUAAAAAACUAAAACUUAUUUUAUUGUGUAAGCACGGAUCAAAUCCUGUAUGUGCCAACCAAAUUUUUGUACUUUGCAAAUAUUUUCCAAAAUACCUCUAAGACAUUAAUUGCUAAUGAAGUUUGUAUUUUAUUUUGGUUUGUAUUUUUACUCUAUUGCCAUACCCUUGAUAGAAGAACAGCAGAGCUAAAGGGAAGAAAAUAGAGGCUAAGACUGUCAGAAAGUUAGAAAUUGGAAGUCAUAAUCAUCUUCGUGUUCUAGAGGAACUCAGAUAACCCAGCUCUUUCUUUUAUAGAAAAGUAAAUUUUUUCAAGCUAUGUAGCAUUAUUUAUAGUGUGUGAAAUUUGAUAGCUGUACAGUUUUAAUUACUACUUUUGAUAUAUGACAUGAUAACCAGUAUGCUUACUUAUUUCUUUAAUGCAUGUGAACAUACAAGGCUGAGAAGACUAUGACCACAGUAUUAAAAAAAAAAAAAAAAAGGACUUGUUAUAUAUAUAUCCCUGUCAUCAAUACCUUCUUGCCUGAAAUACUCCACCUUUUUGGGGCACUAACUAGAUCAUUUUCAAGGAAACAAACAGGAAAGAGCUGGCAGUCCAGUGUGUGUGUGUGUGUGUGUGUGUGUGUG